Botrytis deweyae is the source of this 1586-nucleotide messenger RNA. RefSeq lists its product as uncharacterized. The coding region runs from base 660 to 1586 and encodes 308 amino acids. The transcript is spliced from 3 exons. The record is from RefSeq and is a predicted model, not a curated record. NCBI's taxonomy places the organism in Eukaryota, Fungi, Ascomycota, Leotiomycetes, Helotiales, Sclerotiniaceae. Gene Ontology annotation, molecular function: oxidoreductase activity, acting on NAD(P)H.
GUCUUGAUGAGAAAGCACUUGAAGUCGGAUUUGUACAGCCGUGCUUACAUAAGUACAGUGCUAGCCUUCUAUGGUAUGGUACGAUGCGAGCAAAUAAUCCGCUCAUAAGCAAAAUCCAAUGCCGAAUGAAAACCUAAGAGCAGCAUCGACAUGCAGGAUUUCCAAGUACUGGAGUCUUGCCGUUGUACAGCAAUCAUUUUCCUGAUUCUCAACGUCUUCAAUCACGGUAUCACAAUGUUUUCGGAUAUUGAGAUUCUUAGGGGUUUCAAGAGAUUUCCCGAUAGAUAUUCAUCCUCCUGCCGAUGUAUCGGGGAAACGAGUUCCUUGGGUCAUCCAGCAUAAUAGACAUUUCGAUACAUGAGGCUCCGAGAUCAAGGUAGACAAAUUUCAAUACUUCACUUGAUAUCACGACUUUCGAUUGGUGGUAAAUUGAUUUUACCCAUUCCUGGCGAAUUAGCAUCUCUCGUGCGUCUUCUUCCCUACAAACAAGUGUCUGUAGGUCGCACAAACCUUGAUAUUUGCUCACCUUACAUGCAUGCAGUCUUAUGGCUUACAAGACCGCAUCGCAAUCUCAGCUUCUGAUCUCUUUCCUGAAUUGUCUCAUACAUUGAGCCAAAAGGUGAUUAAAGAAGAUUUUCUCAUCUACAAUAUCCCGAAUCAUGAGGGAAAUUAUUGUCCAUCCCAGUCCUGAAAUCUUGACUGAGAUCACUGAAGUAGAAAUUCCACAGCCUGGGCCCGACGAUGUAGUGAUCAAAGUUAUCGUUGCGGGGAGUAAUUUCAAAGAUUGGCUCCAUCUCAAGGCAUUGGAGAAAUCACUCAACAGUGGAGAUGAAAUCGCUGGCGUUCUUCAUUCCAUUGGUACGAAUGUGCAAACAAAGAACGACCAUUAUCUCGGAGACCGUGUUGCUGCCUUUCAUCCGAUGAUGGAACCACAUGGAGCUUACGCCGAAUAUGCUGUUGCGCCGAUUUAUACUGUAAUGAAACUUCCAGACGCAAUAACCUUUGAAGAAGCUGCGACCAUUCCGCUAGUUGCUACCACGGCGGCACUUUCUCUAUUUCGCCGUCAGCAUCUGCCGCCUCCAUGGUCACCAAGGGCUGAUAGUGUGCCUCUUCAGCUCAUCAUCUAUGGUGCAUCUUCUUCUCUUGGUACAUUUGCAAUCAAAUUAGCUCGUGCCUCAAACAUCCACCCAAUUAUUGCUAUCGCAGGAAGCAGCUCUUGGCAUUUGCAUUCCCUUCUUGAUCCAUCUUCUGGUGACAAGCUAAUCGAUUAUCGCUUGGGCACUGAACAAAUGAUCAAAGCCACUAAAGUGGCCUUAGGAAGUGUGGAGUAUCACCAUGCUCUUGAUGCCAUCAGCUCAAAUGGCACAUGGAUCCCGAUCUCCCAUAUGUUAACUCCGUCAUUUUCCUCGCAGUCGCCAUCUUACUUAUCAGUCGUCACAGGCUCUAAUAAGUACGAUGAAGAAUCGAUUCAGUCGGGAAUUGAAGUAGUAUACACCAUGGUAGGCACAGCACAUACGGGCGUCUAUAAACCAGACAUGGUUAAACAACCAUCCGAUAAAGAAUUUGUGAAGGGUGAUCCAGAGUAG